CGUCCAAGGCAACAGCAGCUGCAAUAGGCUCAGAGCCCGAUAGUAAGGUUCAAACAGACACAACAGCUCGCUUGCUCCAGGCACCACAAUAAGUCUCGUCCAGGUACUACGACACACCUGCACCAACCGCAGAACACACCUGUACGACCCACCACAACACAAGUGCAGCAGGAGACAGCCAUUCCAGCAGUUAUCAGCAUCACCAAAGCGGCAAGCCUUUUACCGUCAGCUGUUCAGCGUCUUCAUCAUGGCCAAGCAGCUCCUGCUGGUGUUUCUCUCGGUUGCGUUGGUGGCGGCGCUGCUCUGUGGCUUCGCUGCCGGAUACUGUGAGCCAACUUGCCCGAGCCCUCUUCCUCCUACACGUAAGGUAGCUGAUCCUCUCGACUGUACUCGAUAUUACAUCUGUUUGGAGGACGAUAACUUGCCCUCAGACUCUUCUAUAGCUUGUCCAACUGGUCAAUCCUUCGACCUAACAACAUCAGAUUGUGCUUCUCAGCCAACUUGCUUACCAACCUGCACCAUACCAGAUUGUCAUCUACGAUGUGGCACAGCUGAUAUCAAUAUCUUUGACCCGAAUAAUUGCAGCAUCUUCUACCAAUGUGUGGGUGGUCUUCUGAUAGGACCUAUCGUUUGCCCCGUGAAUCUUCCCUACUUUAACGGACUAAGUUGCGGCACGGUUAAGAGCAAGUGCUGCAGUGACCCCUGCCUUGCUUUCUGCUUUGAAGUGGGAAUGGAGAUUCCCGACCCCCACGACUGCACCAGAUACUAUUUGUGUACCAGAACAGGACCAGUCACCGAGGAGGAACAUCAAACCUGCUCUUCAGGUUCUAAUUUUGACAUAAGCACAGGUCACUGUGUGGCCGGCGCCCCUUGUAACAUUCCGUGUGGUAAGACCACGGCCCCUGGGGAAAGUACGACCACUCCAACUCCUAACUGUGAGGAGUCUAUGACAUGCACGGCAGUGGGACAAUUCCCCAAGUGCAUGACGUGUGACCAGCAGUUCUUUAACUGUCCUAACAUUGGCCAGUCAGCCAUCGUUGAGACUUGCCCAGAAUCCUAUGUAUUUAACACGGAUCCCGCCUAUCCUUACUGCGUUAUACCCAGUGACUGCCCCCACCACCCACUGUACAAAGUCCACCAACCACUGCAUUAAGCUCACGAACCACUGAACUCACUCCUCCACCCACUCAACUUAUGAUACCACUUACCUGGAAACAAUUGGUGCGACAUGCCUCUUAUCCGGGCCACCAGAUACUCCCACCACCUAUCCAUCACUAUUACCCUUCCCUGGGACCAUUAUCUACCCCUCCGUCACCCACUUGUACUUUUAUCUAAUAUUUACAUUUGUGCAAUCACCUGCACCUGACCACACUGCCUGCAUGUUGAGGCAAAUAUUGUUAACCGUGAAGAAAAAAAUGUAUAACAUAAAUAAAAUGUGUAUAACUUGUAGCUAAUAAUGUGUAAAGUGCUGCAAAUGAUGUAUAAAUUUAAUGAAAUCACAUAUGACUUGUAGUAAAUAAUGGAAAAACUUGUAGCUAAUAAUCUAUAACUUGUAACAAAUAAUGUAUAACUUGCAGCAAGUAACAUACAACCUGAAAAAAAUAAUGUAUAACCAUUAAAAAGAAAUGUAUAACUUGGAAAAAUAUGUUUUAAUCAAGUAAACAAGCCAAACAUAA
Messenger RNA from Procambarus clarkii (red swamp crayfish), 1676 nucleotides. RefSeq names its product protein psiM. The record is from RefSeq and is a predicted model, not a curated record. Gene Ontology annotation, cellular component: extracellular region. Gene Ontology annotation, molecular function: chitin binding. Lineage: Eukaryota; Metazoa; Arthropoda; Malacostraca; Decapoda; Cambaridae.